GUUGUUGUUGAUACUGUUGUGUUGUUGAUGUGUUUAUACUGUUGUGUUGUUGAUGUUGUGUUGAUACUGUGUUGUUGUAGUGUUGAUACUGUUGUAAUACUGUUGUGUUGUUGAUGUUGCACACUACUGUGUGUGUACAUGUGUAGUACGUAGCGUGUGAGGGAGCAGAUUCUGCGCACUACGUCACCACUGAAGAACCACUAACCCUCGGUUUGAAACACAGCCUUCCUGCGACUACAUGGACGUUGUUGCUGAUGGCGAAGUGAAGCGGAACAUGACGGCAUUUGCUGGCUUUCCGAGUUUAAUAGGCACUUUUCAGGAUAAUUAAGACCACGGACAAGUUUUUGUGAGGUAAAAUAAAUGAAGAUGGACUGGUUUGUAAAUAUGAAGUUACCCCCUGAGGAGAGCCGCUGUGAGCAACACGAGGUCAGUGCAGAGAGCAUGGCUUCUCUAUGUGAGAGGCAGCAGCGGUGUGUGAAGGCCUCCAUCGUGUCUAGUUGGCAGUUGGUGGAGGCUCAGGACCAGCUCUGUGGUCUGGAGCUUCACGGCUCUGAGUCAGUAGAACAGGCCCGGGCUCAGGCACUCGCUUCGUCUGCACAUCUCUCUCAGACUGAGGAGGAGUGGAGGAUGAAGGAGAGCAUGCUGGACUCCCGCUGGAGUCCUGUCCUCGGACAGGAGCCUGGACACAGCGGCUUCAACAAAAGCAUCAUAAACCAUCCCAUGCCGAGGGGGAUGGACACGGAUUAUGACAAGAGCUUAACAUUUGUCCAGCGCCAUGAGGAAGAACUGAAGCAUUUUGGAAUGUUGAGGAGAUGGGAUGACAGUCAGCGUUUUCUGGCCCAGAUGCCCCACCUGAUCUGUGAGGAAGCAGCAAACUACCUGAUCUUAUGGUGUUUUCAGCUCUACGCUGAAGAGAAAGAAGCUCUGAUGGAGCAGGUUGCUCACCAGGCCGUAGCCAUGCAGUUUAUCUUGGAGAUGGGGCGCAGUGUGCAGCAGGACCCUCGUGCCUGCUUCCGCCAGUUCUUCCAGAAAGCCAAAGUGGGACAGGAGGGAUAUUUAGACGUCUUCCACACUGAACUCGAGGCCUUUAAACAGCGAGUGAAGGAAUAUGCAGUGAAGCACAAAGUGGACACACACAAAGCCCCAGAGCAGCCGUGUACACAGACCAGUGUCAGACUCACCUCUAAAGACGUGCUCCAGUCUCUGCCUCCUAAACACACACUAAAGGUGUGUAUCCAGUCACAGGACAUACACAGACUCCAGAAUGUUCUCAACACCAUGAACCCACAAGUAGCAGAACAUCAUAUAACGCGGUGUUUGGAGGCGGGGCUCUGUUCACAUCCUGGGCGGGGCUUUAAGGAUGAGGAAACGGAAACAGAGGAUCAAAGGAUGAUGGAGAUGUCUUAACACACACACACACACGCACGCGCCGUCUCUCGCUUGUGUUCAGGACAAUGAUGUUGAAAGUGUGUGAGCAUCAUAUGAGGAUCAGAUGAGUGAACACAACCUUCAUCCAACCUUCAGCUGGAGGAGGAGGAGGAGGAAGAGGAAGCGAACGGCUUUCAUCCAGAAUUUUUGUUUGUUUUUGUUUGUUUAUUUGUUUUUUUGGACCCACGUGUGAAUGUGUGCUGCACUUUAUAUAUGAUUGAGAAGAUGGUAUAUAAAAAUAGGACGAGGUAUUUUUGCGCAUGUUUUAUGCUUUUGUUUUUAUUUAGGAUUUUAUUUUGUUUGUUUGUUUCCGUAUCAGAUUCUUUUUGGACAUGGAAUCAUUUGUGAAACUUUUCUUUUACCUUCUCAAACGUUUUCCCUUCUUUCAUAAGCUAAAAAAGCAGAAAGUAUUUAAUGACCCUCAUUGGCCUCGUACAGAGGACCAGAACGAAUGCGUUUACUCACGAUGGCGACACGAUUCUCGAACAAUUACCUAUUUGUUUUCCUUUUCUUUUUACAUUUUUUAGCAUAAAAUGUGAUACUGUGGAAAUUAAUAUCCGUGUUUUUAUUAAUAUUCAUAUACAGGUGCUGGUCAUGUAAUUAGAACAUCAUCAAAAAGUCGAUUUAUUUCACUAAUUCCAUUCAAAUAAUGAAACUUUAUUAUAUUCAUUCAUUACACACAGACUGAUAUUUUAAAAUGUUUAUUUUUGUUCAUUUUGAUGAUUAUAACUAAAAAUCCCACAUUCAGUAUCUCAGAAAAUUAGAAUAUGACUUAAGACCGAUACAAAGAAAGGAUUUUUAGUAAUCUGGGCCAACAGUAAAGUAUGAACAUGUCCAGCACUCAAUACUCAGCAAUGCGGUGUGGCAUGGAGUCGAUCGGUCUGUGGCACUGCUCAGGUGUUAUGAGAGCCCAGGCUGCUCUGAUGGUGGCCUUCAGCUCUUCAGCAUUGUUGGGUCUGGCAUAUCACAUCUUCCUCUUCACAAUACCCCAUAGAUGUUCUAUGGGUUUAAGGUCAGGCGAGUUUGCUGGCCAAUUAAGAGCAGGGAUCCCACGGUCCUUAAACCAGGUACUGGGUAGCUUUGGCACUGUGUGCAGGUCCUGUUGGGAAAUAAAAUCUCACUCACUCACACAUCUUCUACCGCUUAUCCAAACUGCCUCGGGUCACGGGGAGCCUGUGCCUAUCUCAGGCAUCAUCGGGCAUCAAGGCAGGAUACACCCUGGACGGAGUGCCAACCCAUCACAGGGCACACACUCAUUCACUCACACAAUCACACACUACGGACAAUUUUCCAGAGAUGCCAAUCAACCUACCAUCCAUGUCUUUGGACCGGGGGAGGAAACCGGAGUACCCGGAGGAAACCCCCGAGGCACGGGGAGAACAUGCAAACUCCACACACACAAGGUGGAGGCGGGAAUCGAACCCCCAACCCUGGAGGUGUGAGGCGAACGUGCUAACCACUAAGCCACCGUGACCCCCAUGGAAAUAAAAUCUGCAUCUCCAUAAAUUUGUUCAGCAGUAAGGUCUUAAGUCAUAUUCUAAUUUUCUGAGAUACUGAAUGUGGAAUUUUCUUUAGUUGUCAGUUAUAAUCAUCAAAAUGAAAAGAAAUAAACAUUUGAAAUAUAUCAUCAGUCUGUGUGUAAUGAAUGAAUGGAAUUAGUGAAAUAAAUCGACUUUUUGAUGAUGUUCUUAUUAUAUGACCAGCACCUGUAUGUAUUUAUUCACCAUGCAGUGCAUUUUAUGUUAAAAAAAAAUACCUUUUUUUUUUUUUUAAAUGAUCUGUCUCAAAUGAUUUCAUUUUUAUUUUCUUAAACAUUAAAUGCACUACAGGGCUUUUUUGUUUGUUUGUUUACUUUUUUUUUGGCUUUGUAGCGCAAAUGUUUAUGCUGCUAAAAUUCCGAGCCACAUCUUGUCUGAUCCGGCGGAGAUCAGAUAUCGUGUUGGAAUAAAAAAACAGACCCGGGAGCUAAUCAUAGUCUAAACGCAGUCUCCCGUCCUGCGGUGUUAGCUUUCAGUGUUGAAUAAGGCAAAAUAAACCCAUGAUCUGUGGAGGUGUCGAGUCUCUACACAGCCUUACAGCAUGAACACUAGUGUGCACUUCAGUGUGUAGAUCUAUGCAACGUGUCUCGUGCGCUUUUAUCUGCUGUCUCAGUGUUAAACACCAGCCGUGUUCAGGAAUAAAACGUGUCAAGUCCA
Molecule: messenger RNA, 3623 nt
Organism: Tachysurus vachellii
Lineage: Eukaryota; Metazoa; Chordata; Actinopteri; Siluriformes; Bagridae
Gene: cdc37l1
Product: cell division cycle 37-like 1
Exons: 8
Coding region: 361-1407 (348 amino acids)
Biological process (GO): protein folding; protein stabilization
Cellular component (GO): cytoplasm
Molecular function (GO): heat shock protein binding; protein-folding chaperone binding
Source: RefSeq, a predicted model, not a curated record